AUGGAGUCCGACACUUCAGAAGGCAAGACUUUGUUUAUUAGAAAUUUAUCCUUUGAUGUUGGAGAAGAUGUAUUAUUUGACUUUUUCACGAAAUUUGGUCAUCUAGAGUUUGCCAAAAUUGUUAAAGAUCCAGCUACACAACAUUCUCGUGGUUCAGCUUUUGUGAAAUUUUUAAAUGCAGAAGAUGCAUCAAGUGUUUUACAACAGUCUGCUAGACCAGAGUGUGCUCAUCAGUUUGUUCUGGAUAAUCGAACGUUAAAUAUCUCCAUUGCUGUUUCUAGAACUGAGGCAGAAAAUUUGCGUAAAAGAAAGUCAACUAAUGAUAAUGAGCUAGAUUCAUCAGAGGACACUAAAACUUCUGUUAGCGCUUUAAAACACAAAGGACGCAAUCUUCACUUAGCAUCUAUUGGAAUCAUUCGUCCAGGAACAAUUGAAGCUAAAGAUUUAAGCAAAGAAGACUUGGCUAAACGAGAUGAGCUGUUACGUGAAAAAAAGAAAAAGUUAACUGAUCCAAACUAUUUCAUCAGUGAUAUCCGACUGUGUAUACGUAAUCUACCAUUGAAUAUUGCUGAUAAUGAUUUGAAAGCAACCUGCUAUAAAUAUGUAAAAGAGAAAACUUGUCGAAUUUCCGAGUGUCGUGUUAUGCGUAAUCUCCAGCCAGGAAGACAACAAUAUCGUUCACUUGGUUAUGCAUUUGUCACUUUUGAUAAUCAUGAAAAUGCUUUACGCGUAUUAAAUGGCCUGAACAAUAAUCCAAAUGCAUUCCCAUCAAGUAAUCGUAGACCAAUUGUUGAAUUUUCAGUAGAGAAUAUGAGAGCAUUACAAUUGAAAGAGAAAAGAGCUCAAAAAAGUUCUGCGAUUCAUUCAAAAACAAAAGAUACUACAUCACCAUCGUCACAACCUUCUACACUGGCAAACAUGAUCAAUAAUCCUGAAGUAUACCAGAAAUAUAAGAAAAAUCUAAAAAAGAAGACACCUUUAGUGAAAAAGAAGAAUUCAUCCCAGAAAUUAGGCUUGCCGAAACAUUUUGGCGCUAAAAAACGUCAUCGUAAUCGCGGAUUGUCGUCUACCGGCGGUGGUAACAGCAAACCGAAGCAAAAGAAGAGUCGAAAACAGAAACGUAUGCAAAAGGGCUCGAUGUAA
Molecule: messenger RNA, 1143 nt
Organism: Trichobilharzia szidati
Lineage: Eukaryota; Metazoa; Platyhelminthes; Trematoda; Strigeidida; Schistosomatidae
Source: the annotation of a GenBank genome assembly